This is a messenger RNA of Closterium sp. Naga37s-1, 588 nucleotides long. Lineage: Eukaryota; Viridiplantae; Streptophyta; Zygnematophyceae; Desmidiales; Closteriaceae. The record is from the annotation of a GenBank genome assembly.
AUGCCCUCGGGAGCGGGAUUGACGGGCGGCGCGUUCGUCCCGCUGGUCGGCGCGGACGUCCCGUUGGUCGGCGCGGUCGUCGCGCUGGUCGGCGCGGACGUCCCGCUGGUCGGCGCGUUCGUCGCGCUGGUCGGCGCGGGCGUCCCGCUGGUCGGCGCGUUCGUCGCGCUGGUCGGCGCGGACGUCCCGCUGGUCGGCGCGUUCGUCGCGCUGGUCGGCGCGGACGUCCCGCUGGUCGGCGCGGUCGUCGCGCUGGUCGGCGCGGACGUCCCGCUGGUCGGCGCGGUCGUCGCGCUGGUCGGCGCGGACGUCCCGCUGGUCGGCGCGUUCGUCGCGCUGGUCGGCGCGGACGUCCCGCUGGUCGGCGCGUUCGUCGCGCUGGUCGGCGCGGGCGUCCCACUGGUCGGCGCGUUCGUCGCGCUGGUCGGCGCGGACGUCCCGCUGGUCGGCGCGUUCGUCGCGGUGGUCGGCGCGUACAAGCGCCUCAAAUGCCACGGGGGAAAGCCUGAGGGAGGGGAGCAGGCUGGUAGGGCAAAGACCAUGAAGGUGGCAUGGGUCCGAGGAUCUCCUAGUUGGGAUGAUAGGUGA